Hemiscyllium ocellatum (epaulette shark) is the source of this 3484-nucleotide messenger RNA. It is a transcript of the gene spdl1, whose product is annotated as spindle apparatus coiled-coil protein 1. Gene Ontology annotation, cellular component: spindle pole; outer kinetochore. The record is from RefSeq and is a predicted model, not a curated record. Gene Ontology annotation, molecular function: kinetochore binding. NCBI's taxonomy places the organism in Eukaryota, Metazoa, Chordata, Chondrichthyes, Orectolobiformes, Hemiscylliidae. Bases 139 to 2001 code for a protein of 620 amino acids. The transcript is spliced from 12 exons. Gene Ontology annotation, biological process: protein localization to kinetochore; establishment of mitotic spindle orientation; mitotic spindle assembly checkpoint signaling.
ACGGUUGGAGACGGAGUGGAAGGGAGCUGGGAGAAAGAGUGGGAGUGUGAUAUUGUGUUUGUAAAGCGUAAAAGGAGGUGAGCGGAGGAGUUUAAAUAGCACCGAAGAAAUCGUAACUUUGGAGAAGGCAUCCCAAAAAUGACGACUGUUUCAGAGUUGGAAGAUGUAAUUCAGCAGCUUCGGCAGCAGCUUCAGGAGUCAGAAAGUGAGCGGAUGAAGGCAGCUCAGUAUGGGCUGGAGCUGCUGAAAAAUGAGGCUGAACUGGACAACAAAUUGACAGAAACAACAAAUGAAUUUGCUACUGUCCGAGAGCACUUGGAACAGGAAAAAUAUUCACUACAGAGAGAGGUGGAACUCAAGAAUCGUAUGUUGGACAGCAUGAGUUCAGAUAUUGAAAGUAGCAAACAGCAAUAUAAAACUCAGCUGAACCAACAACUGGAACAGCUAGAGAGAGUUCAUGCUCGUGAAAUUAAUGAACUGAAGAACAAGUUGGAAAAGCAGAAAUCUGAGCUGGAUGAAGCACAGCUCUGCGAGAAGCAGUUGAGACACAAACUGGAUCGACAGAGUGAAUUACUUAAUGCGAAGACUGAAGAAUUGAGGAACUUAUCUGAGCGUGCACAGGAAACAAUGUCAUCUGAAGUGAUGAGUCUUCAAAUGGAGAACAUUGAACUUGAAACUGCAAAGGGGAAACUGCAAGAAGACCUUAAUGAAAUGAUAUACCAUCAGGAACAGUUGGAGCUAGCUAAUAAUAAUCUUCAGCGCCAGGUUGAACGACUUCAAGAGGAGAAGGAGGACCAAGAGAAAGAGACAGUAUCAUAUUGCAAUGCAUUGGAGAAAGCACGAGUGGCUAACCAGGAUCUCCAGAUCCAGUUGGAUCAGGCAUUGCAAGAGGCUCGUGACCCCAACAGUAAAGGAAACUCAUUGUUUUCUGAGGUGGAAGAUCGUAGGGCAAUGAUGGAGCGACAGCUUAUUGGAUUGAGAGUCCAAUACCAGUCGUUACAGAAACAGCAUGCGUUCUCCCGUCAACAACUUCACCGAAUGAAGGUACAGAUAGCCACAAUGUUACAAAUAAAGGGUUUGCAGUCUGAUCCUGGACAACUUGAACGUUUGCAAUCAAUGCUUGCACAAAAGAACAAUGAAAUUCAAGCUCUCGUGGUCAAACUGCGACGUCUGGAGAAAAUGGAGAUGAAUUACGAUGCUGGAGAUAAUCCUAAUGGAGUUGAUGUUUCAGAUUUUGGAGAUGGGCAAUACUACGUUGAAUUGCUAAAAUUGCAAAUUGACAAUGCCAAGAAAGAAAAUAAGACUGUUAAUGAUGAGCUGUCCUUGCAACGCAUGAAGGCUCUUGCAGAGAGUCAACGUGUCUUAGAAGUUGAACGUAAAUUCUAUGCCAAUGAGAGACAACUGAAACAAUAUCAGAGUGAGAACAUGAAACUUCGAAUCAAGCUGGAUGAGUUGAGGCUCAAGUAUGAACCUGAAGAAGUUAAGAACCGGCCAUCAAAUCGCAAGAAGGAGAAACUUCCAUUCGAAGUACUUGAAGAAGCUCAACUAGCAUCCAACAAGGAUCCUGCUGCUGAAGCCACUCUCUCAUCUGAUAAAAUAUCUGAUGCCAGAAGCAGACAGACUGAUGCACUGCAUAAUGAGACUUUAGCUUCAUGCUUUGAACCAGUCAUUGAAGCAGUGCCAGCCUCGGCCAGUGAGGAACAAAUUACAGAACUGGAACCAGCUUGUAAACAGUCACCUUCUAAAGAAGGCAAGCGAAUACGAAUCUUGCAAGAAGUGAAUGAGGUUCAAGUUUUGUCUGAACGGAGCCACAAUGAAGUUGCUAGACCAUCACCCUCUCCAAGGGUAACCAAGAAUGAUGUGAAGCUAGAAAAGCCAGAUGAAGAAAUUGAUGAAGCAGAAGAGCUGAAACUGAAGAAAAGAGUUAAGCGUCCAAAGUUGCACCCAGUCAUCCAUGUGUCAUCUCAGCCCACCGUUGAAUCUCAGUGUGCCCAACAGUAAACAGAAUAUUCUUCUGGUAUUGAAUGCAUAAGUGCUCUAUUCAAGAUAAGUCUGGGAGAAUAUGUAAGCACGUUGUACAACUUAGUGAGCUGGUUCUUUGGAACUUGCAAAUCAUUUGUGCAUUAGGCACUUUCAAUUAAUCUUUAAUGUACAUCUCUGUGGUACUGCUGGUCGGAGAUGCUAGUAUGACACAUUUUGGUAGUGUUUGAAUUUUGUGUUCAACAGGUGCCUUUCUGCAUACAGGAGCUUGCAUUUCAACUCCACUAACUGUGAAUGAAGAUAAACAUAGGAACAAAAAGGAAAUACAACUUUAUAAAAGGAAUUACAGAUUCUCUUUUGUUGAAUAGCGUGAUUUUGGGAGUAACUCCAUGAUUUGCUAGGUCCCAUAAAACAUAAUUAGGCCUCUUAAAAUGUGGUAACCUAAUCUUUGGCAGAUUUUUUCCUUCACUAUUAACAACUUCAAAUUAACUAAUUUCAAAUUGAAUGAGAAAUUCAUAUGUUCCUGUUUUUCUGAAGCUCCAAUCUCUUCAUCUCUCUGACAGCGAAGUCUCAAAAUACACCUCUGACCUAUAACUAACUGUAUUGUUCUCUAUUAAGUAAGCCACUUGAUAGGAUUCUCUGGCUUUCAAAAGAUUUUGUUUUACCUUUUUUAAAAUAUGUAAUCCAUAUUUAAGUGUUUCUGGGUGUUAGGAAGUACAACCAAGUGUUGUAUGGACCACCAUAUUACGUCUGCUACAUUUAUUGGAAACUCUUGAUGUACAAACAAUGCCAAGGUAUGUUACUCUGAACUGCAGUGACAUCUUUUUGGGGUGGGCAGGGUGGAGUUGUACCCUAAGUGCCUAUGAACUAAGAUUCAAAACCCAUGCUCCCUGCUAAUAACAGCAAAACUCUGUAUUUUUCUAGACUAUAAUGAGAAGCUUCGCAAUCAGAUUUGGUACGUUUUCAUUUGACAACUGGGAAAAUAAUGCUAACCCUGAAAAAUAUAUUCUGACUUGGCUCAAACCUGGACCUGGGAACUGAUAUCUGUGUAUUCAUCUUGAUGAUCAGAUGGGGUAGUAGAGAACGGGCUUUAGUAUCCUAUUUGGUAUCUUGAAUUCUUACCUUUUUUAUUAAUAACUGUUUGCAGAGUGCCGAGGUUGAACUUGUUCUGUGGUUAAACACAUGGUAUAGGUAAUUUAUAACAUUGUUUUAGUAUUGUUGUGCAUCUUUCAUGGACAUUCUUUGCCUAUUAUCCAUUGCCUGUCUGAGCAAGUAAUAAUUUGCUGGGCUAUAAAAUCAUCUUGGUUAUUGAGCACAAACAGAUAACAACAGCUUUGUGUUUGCAAAUGGUUUGACAUCCUUUAGUAAAGUACAUAAACAAAAAAGGUUAUAAAUGUUUAGUCUUUGCAUUAUUCACUGCCUUGAGAGGUAUGAAUUUUUGUCUUGUUUUUGAUCCCCAUGAUCUCUUAGUUUAAACUGUUACUUGAGAUUUAUAUAUUGAUGG